Messenger RNA from Metschnikowia bicuspidata var. bicuspidata NRRL YB-4993, 1920 nucleotides. RefSeq names its product U2-type spliceosomal complex subunit (gene CWC22). The transcript has a single exon. The record is from RefSeq and is a predicted model, not a curated record. Lineage: Eukaryota; Fungi; Ascomycota; Pichiomycetes; Serinales; Metschnikowiaceae. Gene Ontology annotation, molecular function: RNA binding; protein binding. Gene Ontology annotation, biological process: mRNA splicing, via spliceosome. The coding region runs from base 133 to 1797 and encodes 554 amino acids. Gene Ontology annotation, cellular component: catalytic step 2 spliceosome.
UCGAUAUCUUAUAUAGUACAUCUUCCAGAGCCCUACAUUCCCCGCUCUGAAUUCUGAGUAUAUGUGCUCGCUGAAUUAGAAUCAAGUCACAAGGUUGUUCACGUUAUUUGUCUAAGAACUAAAUAUUCGAAGAUGAAAGCGCAGGUCGACGGCUGCACACAGCAAAACGAAAUCGACCAACGACUGGAUUGGGUAAACUUAAAACUGCGUAUAGAAGACUUAGUGUCCCAAGUUCUGACCGACUGUCUAUCAGAAGUGGCUGAAGAAUUGCUAAGACUCGAUGUUUUAAGAGCACGCGGAUUGAUUUGCCGCAUCUUGAUACGUUCAAUUUUAGAAUCGUCCAAACUCAAUCAGCUUUACGCCGCUAUAGUUUGUGUUGUGAAUCUGAAAAUCCCUGAAAUAGGAGAUUUACUUCUUUGUCGCUUGGUAUGUCUAUUUAAGAAAGCCUACUGCCAAAACAACAGACGAGUGGUUGUUCGUGUAGUUAAGUUCAUCUGCGAUUUAACUAUCCAAGCAGUGGUGGACGAGAUUCUAACCCUACAAAUACUACAAGUAUUGGUCGAAAAUUCCACUGAAGACAGUCUCUAUCUCGUUGAAUUAAUAAUUGAGAGUGUUGGAAGCUAUUUGAACAAGAUUUCGAAAAAUGCCCUAGACAUGAUCUUCGAGCGAAUGCGCCUAAUGCUUCAAGAAAAUCACCUACUGAUUCUUUCACAAAAACGAAUUACCAAUUGCUUAUUGAUGCGGCGUGACUGCCCGACCUUCCAGGUAGACCCGCAUCUACAAUUGGUACAGAAUGAGGCGAAGGAGACAUCCUUGAUUAACUUGUCACAGAAGUUAGACCCUCAAUCUCAUCUCAACUAUUUUCAUCUGUAUACACUGGCUGAACAUACUCAAAAAGUAGGCGAAGACACUCCUGCAGCACCAAAUCUUGCUGAAUGUCCUGACUUGAACUUGGAGUGCCACGUGAGCCCAGCUGUCAUAGAUAUGACGGAUGGUGAAUUAAUUCAAAAGCAAAGACUUGUUUACCUCACUAUUAUGUCCAGUAUGUCUCCAGAUGAGGCAGUGCACAAACUUCUUAAAGUCUCGAGAUCUGAAAAACUUGAUAAAGUGAUUUUGAUCGACAUGAUCGUUAAAUGUUGCGCUCAAGAAAAAACUUAUUCUAAGUAUUUCGGAGUGAUUGGAGAGAAAAUAUGCCGGAUAAAUGGGAUCUGGAAUCAAACUUUCAUCAAUCAAUUCAAGGAUAAGUACGACGCGAUCUAUCAAUACGAAGGGUCGCAGCUUCGAAACAUAGGCAAGUUUUUUGGCCAUUUGAUUGCAGUAGAUAGUCUAUCCGUUUCUGCUACACUAGGCCAUAUUAUUUUGACUGAGGACAAGACUAACAGUGCGAGUAGAGUUUUUAUCAAAUUUUUGUUUCAAGAAAUGGUGGAAGAGCUAGGUGUUGAGGAGAUCAAGUCUUUAUUGCUUGAAAAUUCGAUUCGACAAACUUUGCGUGGGUUAUUUCCAUUGACUAAUGUUCUGGCUGAUGAUUCGAGUCAUUUAAUGUUUUCGAUCAAUUUUUUCACCGCAAUCGGGCUUGGAAUAUUGACAGAAGAGAUGAGAUGCAUUCUUGAAGAGCUACGGCUUGAGGCAAGAGGAAGAAAGAGAUUCAGAAAAGACGAUUCGUCAUCCGACUCUGGAUCACUUUCUCGUUCGCGGUCUUUUUCGAGAUCAAGGUCUUUCUCGGAAUCCAGGUCGGGCUCGAGGUCCAAGUCUUUCUCCAGAUCCAGGUCGGCAUCUCGGUCUAAUGGCACAAGCUAAUGUUUUUAAAUAUAUUUGAUAAGAAGAAAGCGAAUAACGCGCUUUUCAUAUGCAAUUAAUCCUUGAUCUCUGAAAAAUUAUUUUUGACGGUUAAAUCAUUCCCUGCCGAAUUUUAUGGGGGGG